UUUUUUUUUCUUCUCCGCUCUUCGCCCUUCUUCCUCUUUUUUGUAUUAACAUUGUAAAGUACAUGUACUCUCGGAUCCAUCAUUUUCAUCUUUGAAUAAAAAGAAUCCGCAUCCCACUCUCUUCUCUCUCUUCUUUUUUCUCUCUUUUCUCUUCUCUCUUUGCACCUGUCCUUUCAGUUUACUGAUUGCCAUCGCUCCCUUCCCCCUCACGAGGUUCCUUUCCUCUAUUUUUUUUCCUACGACUCUAAAGUUGCUGGUGUUUCAACUGAGGCACCCUCUCGUGCACCUUUAAUUCCCUUCUCCUUUAAUAUAUACAAAAACAUAUAUACAUGUCUUUCUUUGAGAGACUGAACCGUAGCGUGGCAGAGUCCCGCAUCGGCAAGUACUUCCGUCUUGAGGGUUCUGGCGCUCGUCGUGAACGUGCUGGAUCCAAGUUCACGACCGAACUCCGUGCUGGUCUUACUACCUUUGUCACCAUGGCUUAUAUUAUCUCAGUCAACUCAUUAAUUGUCACUGAUUCUGGUGGAACGUGUGUCUGCAACAAUGGAGGCAAUGCCACGGAUGUGGGAUGCUUUACUGACCCAGGUUAUGCAGACUGUCUGGCAACUUUGAAACUUGAUAUGGUCACGGCCACAGCCGCUAUUGCCUGCUUCUCUACAUUGCUCAUGGGUUUGUUUGCCAACUUGCCCAUUGGUCUUGCUCCCGGUAUGGGUCUGAAUGCCUAUUUCACUUACACUGUCGUUGGAUUCCAUGGAUCAAAUAAGAUCUCGUAUGAGACUGCUGUUGCUGCUGUCUUCAUCGAAGGUAUCCUAUUCAUCCUGUUAUCGCUUUUUGGAAUCCGUCAAUGGCUUGCUCGUCUGAUCCCUCAAUCUAUCAAGAUUGCCACUGGCGCUGGUAUUGGAUUAUACUUGGCUUUCAUUGGUUUCCAAUCAUCUGCUGGUAUUGGCCUCAUCGGCGGUGACAAAGCUACAUUGGUUGCACUUGCAGGAUGUGUCAAGGAUGGUACAGGUGCCUGCAUUGAGGGCACACAAAUGCGUGGUCCUACAACCUGGAUGGGUAUCUUCGGUUUGGUGAUCAUUGGUGUCUGCCUUCUGUUCCGUGUCAAGGGUGCAGUCUUGGUCGGUAUUGUGACAAUUUCAAUCCUCUCUUGGAUCCGUGGCACAACCUUCACCUACUUCCCUUAUUCGGAUGCUGGCAACGCCUCGUUCGAUUACUUCAAGAAGGUCGUGACCUUCCAUCCUAUCCAGACUACUAUUGGCAAGAUGGACUUCCAACUCAACAACUCAGAGGUUUGGAUUGCUUUGAUCACGUUCCUCUAUGUCGAUAUCAUGGACACCACCGGAACUCUGUACUCAAUGGCCAAAUUUGGUGGCUACAUGUACAAGAACGGUGACUUUGAUGGCUCAACUGCUGCAUUCCUUUGUGAUGCCACCUCCAUCGUUGUCGGUGCCGUCUUUGGUGUGCCCCCUGUCACUGCUUUCAUUGAGUCUGGUGCUGGUAUCACUGAAGGAGGCCGUACUGGUUUGACUUCAAUCACCACUGCCUUCUUCUUCUUCAUCUCGCUCUUCUUCUCUCCAAUCUUUGCCUCCUUCCCUCCAUGGGCUACUGGACCUGCUUUGAUCGUUGUCGGUUCUAUGAUGGUCAAGUCUGUCCGUUCCAUUAACUGGGAUUAUGUUGGAGAUGCCAUCCCAGCAUUCUUGACCAUUGCGCUGAUGCCCUUGUCGUACUCAAUUGCCUAUGGUCUUAUUGCUGGUGUUGGUUCCUAUGCUGCCAUCAACGGUAUUGUUUACAUCUUGGAGUUGAUCUCUGGUGGACGUAUCUCACCCGAGGAUAAGGAUUUGAAGGAACCAUGGAUCAGCGAAAGCUUUACUUGGCAGAACGUCUUGCCCGGCUGGAUCCAGAAGCUGAUCUGCAAGAUGCGUGGAGAGAUCUAUGUAGAUCCUUUGGAUGUGAUCGAAGAGGAGGAACGCUUGGAGCGUGAGGCUGCCGCUGCUGCUGAAGAGCAUGAGUCCAAGAUUGAUAUGGGAGGACAUCAUGAAAUCCACAAGUACUAAAAAAAAGAGGGAA
Molecule: messenger RNA, 2067 nt
Organism: Lobosporangium transversale
Lineage: Eukaryota; Fungi; Mortierellomycota; Mortierellomycetes; Mortierellales; Mortierellaceae
Product: nucleoside transporter
Exons: 3
Coding region: 330-2054 (574 amino acids)
Biological process (GO): transmembrane transport
Cellular component (GO): plasma membrane
Molecular function (GO): purine nucleobase transmembrane transporter activity
Source: RefSeq, a predicted model, not a curated record